AUGAAUACUGUAAUAAUAAAAAAUAUUUUUCGAAGUACCACUACAUUAUGUAUGCGAUCACAAAAAUCUAUCAACACAGCAGCAGCUUGUAUUGUUAAAAGGGAUUUCCACACAACCAAACCUACGCAAGAUUUAAUGGAAUUCUUUGAUGCAAAGAAGAAUUGGCCUGAAACUAAUAUAAGAGUAGGAAGAGCUUGGAAACUGGACGAGUUGCGAUUAAAGUCCAAUACAGAUUUGCACAAAUUGUGGUAUGUACUUUUGAAAGAACGUAAUAUGCUUUACACUAUGGAACAUGAGUGCAACGAAAGGGUUCGACUGUUCCCAAAUCCAGAAAGAAUUGACAAAGUUGAAGAAUCAAUGAAUAACAUAGAAUCGGUUAUUAGAGAACGUAAUAUUGCUUACUACAAGCUUGAAACAGGUGAAACUGGAGAACGCCCUGUGAAAGAUGUUAUAAAUCUUAUAGGAAUGCCAGAAAAGUAUCAACCGUCAGAAUACGAUACACCUAAAUUUAUGAACACACGUUGGGUAAGACCAUAUCUAAAACAUGGCUUCAUCAACAGUUUGGCAGUAAAAAAGUUUAGAAGAUUGUAUAAUGAAAAAAUCCAUAGCGAAGUGAGGAAAGCACACAAUAGAGACUUUAACCAUGUCCAACAUUUACUCAAACGUUUCCCUAACCUUGAUAUGGAUACUUUAAAAGCAGAAUAUCCAAAUGUUGAUAUUGAAAAAGCUAAAAGAACAAAGAAAUCAAGAGGACAUUUUAUGCCAACUUAUUAAGUUAUUGGUUAUUUCCCCUAUUAGUUAAUUAAAAAUAAUAUCACUUUUUGUUAA
Messenger RNA from Bombyx mori (domestic silkworm), 828 nucleotides. RefSeq names its product large ribosomal subunit protein uL29m (gene mRpL47). NCBI's taxonomy places the organism in Eukaryota, Metazoa, Arthropoda, Insecta, Lepidoptera, Bombycidae. The coding region runs from base 1 to 774 and encodes 257 amino acids. The record is from RefSeq and is a predicted model, not a curated record. Gene Ontology annotation, molecular function: structural constituent of ribosome. The transcript has a single exon. Gene Ontology annotation, biological process: mitochondrial translation. Gene Ontology annotation, cellular component: mitochondrial large ribosomal subunit; mitochondrial ribosome.